Messenger RNA from Daktulosphaira vitifoliae (grape phylloxera), 729 nucleotides. RefSeq lists its product as uncharacterized. Gene Ontology annotation, molecular function: protein dimerization activity. The record is from RefSeq and is a predicted model, not a curated record. Lineage: Eukaryota; Metazoa; Arthropoda; Insecta; Hemiptera; Phylloxeridae. The transcript has 3 exons. Bases 1 to 729 code for a protein of 242 amino acids.
AUGACUGUGAAGAAAUGGUCUGAAACUCGUUGGGAGAGCCGCCUUGUAAAUGUUAAGGCGAUUCGAUAUCAAAUGCCAGAAAUUUUAAAUGCAUUGGAAGAAGUAUCAAAUACAUCACCAGACUCUUUAUUAAGAAGUGGAUGUAAAUCCUUAGAAGAUGAAAUUAUAAAAGUUAACACAAUAAGCAAAAAUAAGAGCACUAACAUGGAUUUAGAUAUUUCAGCUAGUAUGUUAAAUGGAUUACUCUCAUUUUUUAAUGAUUAUAGGAAUACUGGUUUUGAAUCUGCAAGAACAACUGCUAAAGAUUUGGCAGAAAAAACCGAGUUAGAAAAAUGUUGCCAUGAUCUCCAAAACGUUUUAACUGAAGGUGAAUUAAAAGAUACAAAUUGUCAUGAAUUGUAUGAAGAAUUGCUUAUUUUUUGUACUAUGAUUUCUGAAGAAACGACAGCUUUUCAAGCUCUUUCAGUAUUAAAAAAAUGUUGCGGUUCUUAUCCAAAUAUUUCAAUUGCACUCAGAAUAAUUCGCUCAAUUCCGGUAACCUCUGCUAGUGCGGAAAGGAGUUUUUCCAAAUUAAAAAUAAUAAAAAACUACUUAAGGAGUACUUUAUCACAGUGUAAGCUUACAAGCCUAGCUACUCAGUCAAUUAAACAAGAAAUUAGUGAUUCAUUAGAUUUUAAUGAGCUAAUUGACAUUUUUGCUGCAACCAAGACCAAAAAAAAAUUUUUUUGA